UUCCCCCCAGGAGCAGCAUGGGGUGUGCUGCGCUGUAGUCCCCAGCCCGGGACCCAGAAUGCGAGAGUGGUGGAUCCAGGUGGGCCUGUUGACCGUUCCCCUCCUCGCCGUCUACCUGCACAUCCCGCCUCCCAAGCUGUCUCCGGCUCUCCAGUCAUGGAGGUCAGCGGGAAGGUAUUUCACUUACAAAAAACAGAGCAUCUUUUACAGAGAUUCCUCGGGAGCCGUCGGCAGCUCAGACAUCGUGGUUCUCUUGCACGGCUUUCCCACCUCCAGUUAUGACUGGUACAAGAUCUGGGAAGGGCUGACCGAGCGAUUUCACAGAGUGAUUGCGCUCGAUUUUGUCGGCUUUGGCUUCAGCGACAAACCUAGGCCUCAUCGCUACUCCAUCUUUGAGCAGGCCAGCAUCGUGGAGGGGUUGCUGAGUCACCUGGGCCUCCGGAAUCAGCGGGUCAACCUUCUGUCUCAUGACUAUGGGGACACCGUGGCUCAGGAGCUCCUUCACAGGUAUGAGCACAACAAAACAGGGAGUGUUUUCAUCAACAGUCUGUGCUUGUCAAAUGGAGGAAUUUUCCCAGAAACUCACUAUCCCAGGUUUAUCCAAAAGAUUCUCAAAGAUGGCGGCCUUCUCACCCCCAUCAUUACCCGGUUAGCAAACUACUACUUCUUUGCGAGCGGACUUGCGGCAGUUUUCGGCCCUUACACCCAGCCUUCAGAAGCUGAGUACUGGGACAUGUGGACCGCAGUUCGAACAAAUGACGGGAACCUUGUGUUAGACAGUAUUUUACAGUUCAUCAACCAACGGAAGCAGCACCGGGAGCGCUGGGUUGGGGCCCUGAAAUCCACCUCUGUUCCCUUGCAUCUGAUUUAUGGGCCUCUGGACCCUGUGAAUCCGCACCCCGAGUUCCUUCAGCUCUACAAGAAAGUGCUUCCGGCGUCGACCGUGUCUGUGCUGGACGACCACAUCAGCCACUAUCCCCAGCUGGAAGACCCCCUGGGUUUCUUGAACGCCUACUUGAGCUUUAUCAACUCGUUCUGAACCGGAGACUCGUUUCU
This is a messenger RNA of Euleptes europaea (tarantolino), 1056 nucleotides long. RefSeq names its product mesoderm specific transcript (gene MEST). The coding region runs from base 59 to 1039 and encodes 326 amino acids. The record is from RefSeq and is a predicted model, not a curated record. NCBI's taxonomy places the organism in Eukaryota, Metazoa, Chordata, Lepidosauria, Squamata, Sphaerodactylidae. Gene Ontology annotation, molecular function: catalytic activity. The transcript has 12 exons.